Silurus meridionalis is the source of this 4066-nucleotide messenger RNA. It is a transcript of the gene rhpn2, whose product is annotated as rhophilin, Rho GTPase binding protein 2. The record is from RefSeq and is a predicted model, not a curated record. The coding region runs from base 198 to 2231 and encodes 677 amino acids. Gene Ontology annotation, molecular function: protein binding. NCBI's taxonomy places the organism in Eukaryota, Metazoa, Chordata, Actinopteri, Siluriformes, Siluridae. The transcript has 15 exons. Gene Ontology annotation, biological process: signal transduction; negative regulation of stress fiber assembly.
CAAUCACACACACACACACACACACACGGUGCACCAUAACGACCGUCAGAGUUGGAAAGGAGGAAGCAACAGAGAGAAGGAGAGAGUGAGAGACGCAGUUCCGAAUCGGCUGCGUGAAUUGUGAACGCGUAUCUGCUGAUCUUCCUGGAGAAGAACUUUCUGAAUCCUGAAUCGAAGCCGAGGCUGAACUCUUGGAAAUGACGGACGCGUUAAUGCCGAACGGAUGCAAGAGCAACCUGGUGGGAGAGAAUGACUACUUCAGAAAGGGCUGUAACCCGCUGGCUCAAACUGGCCGCAGUAAGCUUCAAAACCAGAGAGCGAGCCUCAAUCAGCAGAUCAUCAAACAGAUGAGAAUGAGAGCGGGGGCUGAGAAUCUCCUCAAGGCCACAGGCAAUAAUAAAGUCAGAGAUAUGGUCAUGCUGGAACUGAGUUUUGUGAACUCCAACUUGCAGCUUCUUAUGGAGCAAAUGGAAAGUCUGAACAGUUCAGUAGAGGUUUACCAGAACGUACAAGGUGCAACCAUCAUCCCUCUGAUUCCUUUGGGCCUAAAAGAGACAAAAGACGUGGACUUUUCGGUACCUUUUAAGGAUUUCAUCCUUGAGCAUUACAGUGAGGACGGCACAAGCUACCAGGAUGAAAUCGACGAUCUGAUGGACCUCAGAAAGGCGUGCCGGACUCCGAGCCGUAACGACGCAGGGAUCGAGCUUCUCGCCAGCUACUUCAGUCAGCUCUCGCUCCUGGAGGGUCGUUUCUUCUCCCCCAACCGCCACAUGGGUAUUUUCUUCACAUGGUACGACUCCUUUACUGGCGUGCCAGUGUGCCAGCAGAACAUAUCCCUGGAAAAGGCCAGCAUCCUGUUCAACAUGGCGGCUCUUUACACCCAGAUAGGCACUCGCUGUGACAGACACACACACGCCGGCCUCGAGGACGCCAUCACGGCCUUACAGAAAUCAGCCGGUGUCCUGAACCACCUGAAGGAAACGUUUACACACACUCCGAGCUAUGACAUGAGCCCGGCGAUGUUGAAUAUGCUGAUAAAAAUGCUGUUGGCUCAGGCUCAGGAGUGUGUGUUUGAGAAGAUCGCUCUGUCCGGAAUCCGCAACGAGUUCUUCAGCCUGCUCAGGAUGGCACAGGAAGCUGCAAAGGUGAGUGAAGUGUAUGAACAGGUGCACCAGUCCAUGAUCCAGACACCGCUUAAAGACAACGUGCCCUUCUUCUGGUCCACAAUGGCGCAAGUGAAGGUCCAUCACUAUCGCGGUCUCGCCCAUUACUUCAUUUCCACCUCCCUGCUGGACCAUGAGUUAACCCAGAAUGAUGAUGAGGAUAAGCAGGAGAAAACCCUCUCUCAGGUGUACGACACGAUGCCUGACGGACGCUCCGCCGCUGAGAUCCUGCGCAAGAAGCAGGAGCGCCGUCACAUCGGUAAAGCUCACCUGAAGCGUGCCGUAAUAAACCACGAGGACGCUUUGCGUAACCAGUGCCUGUGUCCUCACCUGCACAAGCUGGACGUCCUCACCUGCAUUCUUGAUGCCAGCCACAAACGCUCACUCGCAAAAUUUGAGCAAAACGACACAGAAGACGAGUUCACCGAUUACAUGGAGGCGCCGGACAUCAUCCCUAAAACGGAGCAGAAGGCUGAAAUGGAAAUUCCCGUCGCCACUAAGGUGAAAGUCAAAGACUUGUUCCACCGACUGGGCCCGCUAUCUGUAUUCUCAGCCAAACAGAGAUGGACGGCACCGCGCACACUCCAGAUAAAGACAGAGGACAGAGACAUCGGUUUUACACUGAAAGGAGACGCACCAGUCCAAAUCCACUCUCUCGACCCGCUGUGUCAGGCAGCUGCGGACGGCCUGAAAGAGGGCGAUUACUUGGUUGCCGUCGGUGAUACGGACUGUAAAUGGAUGGGCGUGAGCGACGUCAUGAAGCUGUUAAAGGACGUAGACGGGGAAGGCGUCGACAUUAAAGUGGUCAGCAUGAUCGACAACAGCAUCCAGGCCAUGCCCCAGAAAAGUGCCACUUUCUCCGGCGGCCUUCCGAAAACCUACUCCAUGAUCUGCCUGGCCGAGAACGACCAGGACAAGCAUCCGAAAGCACGUAAAGUCAGCAAGAAGAUGUCGUUUCUCAGCUGGGGGCUGAAGAACAAGCACAAGAGCGCCAGCACCCUCAGCCUCCCCACGUCCGACUACAAACCCUCCAAUCCCAGAUCCUUCAACGACAGCAGCCUCUACUAACCAGUGCUGAACUUCUGACCAGUUAAUCGUCAAGCUCUCGGGUUAGGGAGCGAACCGGUCCAACGCGCAGACACACAGUGCUGAAGUUAUGAAGGAAAAAAUUCAAGACUUUUGCACAGAAAUUUUUCUUUUUUUUUUUUUUUUUUUUGGGGCAAAAAAUGCCUGCAAGUCGUUGCAGCCAAAUAGUUAAAAGUUAUUUUAAAUAUAAAAUCUAUAUAAUGAGCACCCGUGAUAUUGAUGUCAUCACAUAUAUCUGUUCAUUCUAUUGUCUCGUUGUGUGUGUGUGUGCGUCAUAUAUGGGAGGGAUAUUUUCUCGUUUAAUUGUUUAGAUUUUUUUAUUUGUUACAGAAUUAAUCAUUCGUUUCUGAUCGCUGUGAAGAAAACAGGAAGAGCCUGUGUGGGUUUUUUUUGUUUGUUUGUUCGUUUUCCACCAAUAUUCAUAUUGCUGCUGCUGUAAAUAUUCGGAUUUCACUGUAUUGUUCUAUGGAAGAGUCAGAUGUUCAAUUUAUGUACCCAAAUGCAGAACGUGUUUAUUUACAUAUAUAUUUUACGCUCAACAUUUUAAAUAACGUCACUGCUGUAUACGGAGCAUUUUAAAGUAAAAGUAAAAAGAAUAAAAUGUAAUAAUGAGGUUGAUUAUAGCUGGAAAUAUGUGGUGACGUGUGUAACGUGAACGUUGAGAGAGUGGUUUGCAGUAAUCGAGCAGUGCUGUGGUUGUUUCUGUAUUAUUUUAAUAUCAAUUUUUUAUUAUUAUAAGUGUCCAUUUGCUGUUAGAAUAACCUCCUGAGAAGACGGCCCACUAGAUUUUUAAGAUUUGUGAACAUUCAUUUAGUCACAAGGUUUAAAGCAGGAGAUCUUCCACAUCUUCCAACCCAUCGAAUGCGGAUCUUCUGGAGCUUUGUGCGCAGGGGCGGUGUCAUGCUGGAACAGGUUUGGGUCUGCUAGUUAAAUUAAAGGGGAAAUUUCAUGCUAAAGCCUUCAGAGACAUUCGAUCGAAUUGUGGGCCUUUGAUCUUCAUGGUAAGAACUUCAUAUUCCAAAUACUUUUUGACUCAUUUGGACGGAUUUAGAAUUUUUUGUUCUUUUUUUUUUUUUUUUAAACUAACACCUCCUUCGGAAGUGUUGUAGGUAUUUCACUGUCUACAGCGUAGAUACUUGUUCACGUUUGAUAAUCAAAUAAAUAAACUGCACAUAAAGAAUGAGUUAUAAUUAGAGGUGUGUAUUCCGGUUGACGUAUUUAGCGUGUGUUCGGGUGACGCCACGUGUAAAUGUUGUUUGUGUAAAAUGGUCAUUAAACGUUAUUGUGCAAUUAAGUAUUUGACAACUUUUUAGUAUAAUUAACGUGUGUGUGUGUGUGUGUGUGUGUGUGAAACGUCUAAUUCCCUUUAAAAGUCUUUUAAGCGAUGUGACUCCUGAAUAUUGCGUCUAGACCUUUUUUUUGUUUGUUUGUUUGUUUUUUUUAAGCACCUGGAUAUUAUAUUUUGUGGGUAUUUUAAUGAGAUUCGAGAGUAAAGUAGGGUUAGAUGUAGCAUGGUAAGAUCUCAUCAAAGGCGAUGUAGGUCACAUGCAGGUUGAUUGUUGUGUGUGUGUAUAUAUAAUGUGUGUGUGUGUGUGUGUCUGUUUGUAUUGUGUGUCUGUUCCUGAUGCAUAACAUCUUUUAAGUCUUAAAGGUCAAAACAGUUAUGUUUUUGUAUCCGUCUGGGUUUUGGAGGUUUCUGUCGCUCUUGGCUUUUUUUUCUGUCGCUGUUUAUUCGAAGUGGAAGCAAAACUCGUUUCUCUUUUCUUUUGUUGUCAUUUUUUUGUACACAAACCUGAAAUAAAAAUAAAAUAAUGGGU